AUGUAUAAGAUCUCAGAGGACACUCGGUUGGUGGAGAUGUCUGUGGUUUCAGAUCAUCAGCUGGAGAAGGCAGUGGAGGUACCACCACUGACUCAAGGAAACACGACAAUUACCCCACCUGAGCCCUCACCCCCAAAAGGAGAAGCAGGGUGUGUGGACUGUGCAGCAGAAACUAAGCGGCUGCCUUCACGGGAGCUCCUACCUCGCCAGAAGGCGUUGUUCAGACACUCAAAGCUUCAUGUUAAAACAAAAACAUCCUUAAAAAUGACCAUCAUGGCUCCAGGAGCCUGCUAUGCAGCAGGGGGCCUUCAAGUUCCUGGGAAGACCGUUCCCAGUCCCCCUCCAGCAGCUGCUGCCAGCCCCAUGCCCCUGCGUAUCACUCCACUGGGCCUGCUGCUUCUCAUCCUGCACUGCCUCAUCCCGGGCUUGUCUUCAGUGUACACAGAGCUGCUCAUGAAGCGACAGCAGCUGCCCCUGGCACUUCAGAACCUCCUCCUCUACACUUUUGGUGUGCUCCUGAAUCUAGGUCUGCACGCUGGCGGCGGCCCCGGCCCAGGCCUCCUGGGAGGUUUCUCAGGAUGGGAAGCACUCGUGGUGCUGAGCCAGGUGCUAAAUGGACUGCUCAUGUCCGCUGUCAUGAAGCACGGCAGCAGCAUCACGCGCCUCUUUGUGGUGGCCUGCUCACUGGUGGUCAACGCCUUGCUCUCAGCAGUCCUGCUGCGGCUGCAGCUCACAGCCGCCUUCUUCCUGGCCGCAUUGCUCAUUGGCCUGGCCAUGCGCCUGUACUAUGGCAGCCACUAGUCCCUGACUACUUCCACCCUGACUCUGGACCCUGUAGAUUGGGUGCCACCACCAGACCCCGCUUCCAGGCGCCCCUCCCUCUCCCCUCAGCAGCCAUGUAACAAGUGCCUUUUGGGAAAAGCUGGAGAAGUGUGAGCAGCCAGGUUAUUCUCUGGAGAUCGGUCAAUGAAGGGAUACCACUAGGAGACUCGAAGAGUGGGUUUGGUUAAGGAAAUGCUUACCAUCCCCCAUCCCCAACCACGUUUUUCCAGACUAAAGAAUUAAGAUAACAUCAAUACCUAGGCCUGAGAAAUGACCCCAUCCCUGUUGGGCAGCUCACUGCCUCAUCCUGCAUGAACACAGUUGAUGAAACUGGGGUGUGGGCAACAUGUGGCUUUCCUUGCCUACUUUGGUCACCCCAGUAGAGCCACUGGAGCUGGCUACUCCAGCCUAACCUUGGUGCCUGACUC
Molecule: messenger RNA, 1250 nt
Organism: Sapajus apella (tufted capuchin)
Lineage: Eukaryota; Metazoa; Chordata; Mammalia; Primates; Cebidae
Product: probable UDP-sugar transporter protein SLC35A4
Exons: 3
Coding region: 1-801 (266 amino acids)
Biological process (GO): pyrimidine nucleotide-sugar transmembrane transport
Cellular component (GO): Golgi membrane
Molecular function (GO): pyrimidine nucleotide-sugar transmembrane transporter activity
Source: RefSeq, a predicted model, not a curated record